GCCAACUGGUCCAGUGGUGCAAGGACAACAAUCUGUUCCUCAAUGUGGAGGAAACCAAAGAGAUCGUUGUGGACUUCAGGAGAAGACCUCUGCAGCAUCCCCCUCUGCACCAUCAAUGGUUGCUGCUGUGGAGAGGGGAAGGAAACAAAGAUGAAAAGGGUUUCCACCAGUCAUCUGCAGCAACUUGCCAUCUUCACCACCAUGCUGACCGGUGCAGGGGUCGGCACCAUGUACUAUCUGAUGCAGAAGAAAUUCGCUGGGUCAGACUACCACAGACUGGCUCUGCAGAAGUUGGAAGAGAGUCCAGCUGCCAUGGAAAGCCUCGGGGUUCCACCUUUAAAAGUCUACAGCAUCCAUCUGACGGACAGACACAACCGUGUAGAUCAAGAAACUGCACAGAUAAAGAUCCCUGUGAGUGGGUCAAAGACUGGAGGUUACUUGUAUACUUCUUCAGUUAGAGACCCUAAUACCAACAGGUGGUGUCUCAAGCAGGCAGUGCUGAAGCUCCGGGAAGGGCAGACCAUCAACCUGCUGACUCCUCCUCCACCGGCUGCAGAGCGCCUAUUAACUUCAAGUACUAAUGAGGACAAUGAAAUAGGGAAUGGUGCUGCUUGGACAGGUGCUGGGUAGAAGUGGUUAACCCAAAUAACUGGGAGCUCUGUGAGUGUCACUGGGCUCUAGAACAGACUGCUCGGGCUUGUGGUCCUUUUGUUGUGUGUCCAUUUUUGGUUUCGAAUAAAUUAUGAGUUACA
Toxotes jaculatrix (banded archerfish) is the source of this 752-nucleotide messenger RNA. RefSeq names its product cytochrome c oxidase assembly factor 1 homolog. NCBI's taxonomy places the organism in Eukaryota, Metazoa, Chordata, Actinopteri, Toxotidae. The coding region runs from base 43 to 630 and encodes 195 amino acids. The transcript has 5 exons. Gene Ontology annotation, cellular component: mitochondrial inner membrane. The record is from RefSeq and is a predicted model, not a curated record. Gene Ontology annotation, biological process: mitochondrial respiratory chain complex IV assembly; mitochondrial respiratory chain complex I assembly.